AUGUAUAGCAAUUUCAAGGAGCAAGCAAUAGAAUACGUGAAACAAGCGGUACAGGAAGAUAAUGCGGGAAACUACGCAAAAGCGUUUCCUCUAUACAUGAACGCGUUGGAGUAUUUCAAAACGCAUCUCAAGUACGAGAAGAAUCCCAAAAUUAAAGAAGCUAUUACUCAGAAAUUUACUGAGUAUCUUCGUCGCGCUGAGGAGAUCCGAACUGUUCUCGAUGAUGGUGGGCCGGGACCUGCUUCUAAUGGGGAUGCUGCUGUUGCUACGAAGCCAAAAACGAAGCCGAAGAAUGGCGAGGGAGAUGGAGAGGAUCCCGAGCAGUCGAAGCUUAGGGCUGGGUUGAAUUCUGCGAUUGUGAGGGAGAAACCGAACGUGAAGUGGAAUGAUGUUGCUGGGUUGGAGAGUGCUAAACAAUCUUUGCAGGAAGCUGUUAUCUUGCCUGUGAAGUUUCCUCAGUUUUUCACCGGUAAAAGACGACCUUGGAGAGCAUUUUUGCUGUAUGGACCACCUGGAACAGGUAAAUCAUACUUGGCUAAGGCUGUUGCAACUGAAGCCGAUUCUACGUUUUUCAGUGUUUCUUCAUCAGACCUCGUUUCGAAGUGGAUGGGUGAAAGUGAAAAGCUGGUUUCAAAUCUUUUUGAAAUGGCUCGCGAAAGUGCACCUUCCAUCAUAUUUGUUGAUGAAAUAGAUUCUCUAUGUGGUACGCGUGGAGAAGGCAAUGAGAGUGAAGCUUCAAGACGAAUUAAAACUGAACUUCUGGUGCAGAUGCAGGGGGUUGGACACAGUGAUCAGAAAGUUCUCGUUCUUGCAGCAACAAAUACACCAUAUGCUCUAGACCAGGCAAUAAGGCGGCGUUUUGAUAAGCGUAUAUACAUUCCACUACCAGAUUUAAAGGCUCGCCAACACAUGUUCAAGGUGCAUCUAGGAGACACUCCUCAUAAUUUGACUGAAAGUGAUUUUGAACACUUGGCUCGCAAGUCAGAGGGGUUUUCAGGUUCAGAUGUAUCUGUCUGUGUUAAGGAUGUUUUAUUCGAACCUGUUCGUAAAACCCAAGAUGCCAUGUUUUUCUUCAAGAGUCCAGAAGGUAUGUGGAUACCAUGUGGACAGAAGCAACAGAAUGCAGUACAAAUUACAAUGCAGGAUCUUGCCACACAGGGACUUGCUUCAAAGAUCCUUCCUCCACCUAUAUCAAGAACCGAUUUUGACAAAGUACUUGCUAGACAAAGGCCUACAGUAAGCAAAUCUGACCUCGAUGUUCACGAGAGAUUCACCAAGGAGUUCGGAGAGGAAGGUUAA
Messenger RNA from Lathyrus sativus (Indian pea), 1299 nucleotides. Lineage: Eukaryota; Viridiplantae; Streptophyta; Magnoliopsida; Fabales; Fabaceae. The record is from the annotation of a GenBank genome assembly.